Molecule: messenger RNA, 953 nt
Organism: Geodia barretti
Lineage: Eukaryota; Metazoa; Porifera; Demospongiae; Tetractinellida; Geodiidae
Source: the annotation of a GenBank genome assembly
AGAACCAGGUGUCCUCGAUGUACCUGCCGCACGGCUACCUCAGCUGCGGAGAGUCCCACGACACAGUGGUCCGUUUGACCCUUGACCUCCUCCACAUGCUCAGACACAGCCCCGCCAGUCAGAUACAGACGUUGUUGCUAUAUGGUCCACGGGGUAGCGGCAAAACUGCACUAGCAGCUCAUCUUGCAAUGGUUGGCAAAUUCUCCUUUGUAAAGUUCCUGUCAGCCUCAUCAGUGGUGGGGCGAUCCUCUCUCCACAAGAUGGAGGCCAUUCACGCUGCGUUCUCUGGUGCCUUCUCUUCCUCCUCCUCCUCCUCCUCCACUGACCUCUCCCUUGUUGUGUUGGACGAUCUUCAUCGUCUGGUGGAGUUCAUGAAAGUCGGCACUCAAAUCACAGUCUCUCACGAACUACUCCACACCAUCACCACUCUCCUUACAUCUCCCAUCCCUACCGGAUUGAGGGUGCUAGUGGUGGGGACGUUGACGGUGGAAGAGGGCGUGGCUCUGGAAGACCCUCAGUUCCUGGGUCUUCCCAAUCUCUUCCUCCAUCACCACCUCGUCCCUCUAUUGGACUGCGACGCCACACUCUCCUUCCUCAAUGCCAGCAACAUUCACAAAUUUGGGAGUGGCCAGUUCUCCCUGCCGUCCAACCUCCUUGUGUCAGUUCGACAGCUCCAUCAGGCCAUCCAGUGUGCCUGCGUCCAUGGCAGCUGCUCGUCCGAUCACAGAGAACCUUCUGUCGUCAGACAAGACCAUCUCCUGGACUGCAUCAUGGCCUCGGUUACCAGGCAAAUGGCAGCGCUGGACACGGAGCUGUGACCGUGUCUGAAUGACUAGUCAUCAUAUUUAUUGCAUAAACUGCAGCAAGUUUUAAUUUUCAGUUUCAUCUUGUCUACUACUAAGAAUGUGUUUUUUUAAUGCAUCGAGCUGCAUGAUGCAAGUACGCACUGUGCG